Nerophis lumbriciformis (worm pipefish) is the source of this 870-nucleotide messenger RNA. The record is from RefSeq and is a predicted model, not a curated record. Lineage: Eukaryota; Metazoa; Chordata; Actinopteri; Syngnathiformes; Syngnathidae.
AUAAGCGUACUAAGCGCUUGCUUAGGGCCCCGCGGCCACCAGGGGGCCCCCAAAAGCAAUUAACAAAAAUUUCUUAUUUUUUAUUUUUUGCAUGUACGAGUCUGACUGAUGAUUUCUAAAUGAUCAAAGAUAUAUUAUUGUACAAAAACACAAUUUUAGGUCAACAGAGUGCUGCUGCUGAUCUAGGCCUAGUGAUUCUUCCUGCCUCUCUUUAAAUGUAAAACUGCCUCUGCUGCACCUGUGACGUUUGCCGCCCGCCGUGCAAUGCCAGUGCGCACUGGGCAUCAAAAGCGCAGAUAGAGGCAAAACAAUGUCACAAAAAAGGACAUAUCCUUCAGGUACAGAAAAAAGGAAGAAGAAGAAAGUGGAAGAGGAGAAAAAAUGCCAUGAUAAAGGAGCAUUGUUAAAAUACUUUGGAGGCACAGAAUCAGCCCAGAGCCAGUCCACAUCCUCAGGCUCAACUGUGAGUGAUGAAUCAGGUCCAUCUCCAUCCUCUACAGUGCUCUCUCACACACCUCCACCCUCUGUGCCCACUGUCCCCUCCAUGUCUGAAACCACAGCUGAUUUAUCUACAACUUCCACCACAACGUCCCCUUCACACCAUGGACCAUCAUCAGCUCCGCCAGUUGACCCAGCUGAGUGGCCUUCUUUCCUCUCAGAUUCAGACAGGACUGAGCAGGUGAUCAGAGGACCACUGUCUAUUAAGGAGAACUUUUCAUUCCCCAAACGGCAUGAUGGCCGAAGUUUUCAUUAUCAUUAUACCUACAGACAGCUAGUCAAUGGAGAAAAAGUCUAGCGUAGCUGGCUGACUUAUUCAAGAAGUAAAGAUGCAGUCUAUUGCUUUUGCUGCAAAUUAUUUUCCAAAAAGUC